Molecule: messenger RNA, 698 nt
Organism: Daphnia carinata
Lineage: Eukaryota; Metazoa; Arthropoda; Branchiopoda; Diplostraca; Daphniidae
Gene: bisc
Product: TM2 domain-containing protein CG10795-like
Exons: 4
Coding region: 63-638 (191 amino acids)
Source: RefSeq, a predicted model, not a curated record
ACGCUUAAGUCCAUUCGGUAACUGUCCCAAAGAUUGCGUACCUAAAGUGCAUCGUCUGAACCAUGUCUAAUGUAUUCUUUAAUUUUGCAAGUGUUUCUUACGUGUUCUUAAGGAUAUUACAAGUUGUUACAAGUGACAUUCUUAAUACUUCUACGAGUGCCAUCCAAACAAAUUGCUCGUCUUUGCAGAUGGGACAAUAUUUAUGCAAUCCCGAAAUUGAUCCCUUAACUCAACAGCCAAAGGGGUGUAGCCGAAACAACAUUGCAAACACUAUUUGUAUUGCAGCAGAAGGAAUCCAGUGUAUAGACAGUGGAAACAAUACCUUCUCAAAAGAAAUUCCUUGCUUGUGGACGAAUGGAUAUUCAUUUGAGACAUCUUUAUUACUCUCUGUCUUCCUUGGAAUGUUUGGUGCUGACCGCUUCUACCUGGGUUAUCCGGCAAUAGGUCUUUUCAAGCUGUGCACCUUGGGUUGUAUGUUUCUAGGUCAAAUUGUGGAUAUCAUACUAAUUGCCACUCAAACCAUUGGACCUGCUGAUGGAUCUUAUUAUGUUAUAAACUAUUUCGGACCCAAGUCAAUACCUCUAAAACUUGACAAUGACACCUAUCGAAUGCCUCAAGUUGACUGGCCAGAACUUUAAGGUUCAAACAAAAUGCUGUUUGAAACAAACAUGUAAAUAAAAUUUAACAGAAGCUGUUUC